Molecule: messenger RNA, 661 nt
Organism: Octopus sinensis (East Asian common octopus)
Lineage: Eukaryota; Metazoa; Mollusca; Cephalopoda; Octopoda; Octopodidae
Product: phospholipase A2-like
Exons: 4
Coding region: 38-556 (172 amino acids)
Biological process (GO): phospholipid metabolic process; arachidonate secretion
Molecular function (GO): A2-type glycerophospholipase activity
Source: RefSeq, a predicted model, not a curated record
UAUAUAUAAUCUUUGCAGCGAUCUGCCUCACACAGUGAUGAGAAAACCGUAUUACGUCGAGGAAGCCGUGUUGGACAAAAUGGUGUCCGAAUGUCAUCGCAGGACGAACGACACCGCUGACAGGAUCGUGCAAAUCAGAAGAAAACGAGGCAUCAUACCCAUGUUUCCAGGAACCAAGUGGUGCGGCGAUGGUAACAUCUCGCGAAAUUACGACGACUUGGGAAAUAAUGAAGAGACAGACAAAUGCUGCCGAUCCCAUGACCACUGCGUUGAAUACAUCUUACCGUUUACACGUCGCUACGGCCUUUUCAAUUGGUCAAUUUUCACCAAAUGUUCCUGUAACUGUGACAACCGGUUCUACGACUGCCUAAAGAACAGCACCGAUGCAGCAGCCGACACCAUUGGUUAUAUUUUCUUCAACAUGCUUGGACGAGAAUGUUUCACAAGCCAAUACCCUGACCGCUGCGUUCGUAAAAUAUUAUUCUUAUGCGUGGAACACGAUUUCAACAAAGAAAAAGCCAAAGUCAUGCGUUUUAUCAAAGGUCGGAAGUACUGAAGACAAUACGUACUGGUGACAUCCAUUACACUACAUACACACAUAUAUAUACAUACAUGUAUACAGACAUUAUAUAUAUAUAUAUAUAUAUAUAUAUAUAUUAUA